AUGGUGUCAUCUGGAUAUCAAGAAGGCAUGGCAGAUAAUAAGCCGCACUUUGGAAAAACUCCCGCACUGACCCCUCCCUUCAGCUAUUUGACCAGAGUUGAGAGACGCCUCGCAAACGUGGAGCGCCUAUUUCACCAGCUACUCCCUGAUGUUGACAUCAAUGAAGCCCUCGCGUCGCGGGAUGUGGAAGUACCGGCAGACGCAUCCCAACCGAAUACAUCUGUGUCGCCACUGAUAAAUCCUUCAUCACCUGAUACUCCAGUCCAGGCCAGCGGUGCCAUUUCAGAUGCAGUGCCUGCAGAAAGCGAUGGCUUCGAUUGGCAGGAAGACGUGGACGAGCUGACUGAUGGGAUGGCUUCGUUGUCCGUUGAGCCAAGAGGGGCUGGGUACUUGGGACCGACUGCUGGUGUCUUUUUCCUCAGAUCACUACUCCUCUGGACCGGUCAUUCGAGGCCCUUCAUGGGCAAUAGUCCCGAAGUUCAACGACCCUACGCUGGAGUAGAAUCUUCGUCCCAGUUAUCUAACUCGGUCACAUCAAGACAGGUUAUCGAACAAUUGGUGAAUGGCUAUUUUGAUGUCUACCACCGCAGCUAUCCUUUCGUGCACGAACCCACCUUUCGAGCCCAGCUUCACGAGGUCAUACAGCGACCAAAUCAACGCUCAUGGCAGAUGCUGCUCUAUACCAUCAUGGCACUAGGAGCGUGGUGCCUUAACAAUGACAACGCUGAACUCGAUGAUGAGCUUUACCAUCUCGCGCUCUCGUUUGGGGAUGCCGAGUGCUUGUUCGCAAGCGCAGAUUUGACCUUUGUCCAAGCUCUCAUCCUGUUUAGCAAUCUAAGCCAGAAGCGUAAUAAGCCCAACACCGGAUCUAACUUUCUCGGGCUCGCGACACGAAUGGCUCUGAGUUUGGGUCUUCAUAGAGAGUUGCCGGAGUGGAACAUCAGUCUCUUGCAGCGAGAGAUGCGCCGUCGUGUUUGGUGGGGGCUGUAUAUGUUUGACAGUGGUGCUUCGACGACCUUUGGAAGACCGAUCCUUCUCCCGGGUGAGGAAGCCAUGGAUGUGCGACCGGUUCUUAAUAUUGAUGAUGGAGACCUUACGAGUGGGACAAAAGUCCCCCCAGAAGAGGUAAAUAGGCCGACGCUGUACUCAGGCAUGAAGUAUCAGAGCUAUCUACAUGUCAAAUCCAACUACAUCUCCAAUCGCCUGCUCUCAUCAUCAUGUGUGGCACCAGAAGACGCGCUAUCCAUGGAUGCAACACUGGACAAGUGGUGUAGCACAUUACCAGAGUAUCUCAGGCUGGAUCAUCAUGUGCCAUCAGCUGAGCCUGCGUUCUUCUUCAACAGGUCACGCCUGUGGUGGCGCUUCUGGAACCUCAAGAUCAUCAUCUUCCGCCAGCUGUUUCUCAACCGAGCCAUUGGCAGGGGAAAUUCUAGCAUGGCGGUACCAGAUAAUGAGGUCGAUGAAAGGUGUAUGGGCAUUGCGAUACGCGCUGCGAGUGCGACGAUAGCGUCGAUUGAUCAGUAUACCAAGGAGAGACAGAGAACCAGGCUUGUGACUUGGUACUCCAUCUAUUUUACAUUCCACGCUUCCUUGGUCAUCGUCCUCGCUAUCCUCAGCAACUUAGAAUCACCAGACAUGCCCAAGUGGCAGGACGACGUCAACACGGUCCGCCACAUCUUCCGAGGAGUAUUUACAAACAAUGAGCUCGCUACUCGCUGCGCCAACAUCAUCGACGUUAUCUUGCCAGACCCUCUGUUGACAACGAGUGAUUGGGCAAAUGUCCAGCUCGAUCCCAUGCUGAUGGACUUUUCGACGUGGCCGGCAGCUUCUGCUGAUGAGUUUGCCAGUGUUCUUGGCUGGCCUGACUGGGCUAAUUUUAUGCAGUAG
Fusarium musae is the source of this 1887-nucleotide messenger RNA. RefSeq lists its product as uncharacterized. Gene Ontology annotation, cellular component: nucleus. Gene Ontology annotation, molecular function: zinc ion binding; DNA-binding transcription factor activity, RNA polymerase II-specific; RNA polymerase II cis-regulatory region sequence-specific DNA binding. The record is from RefSeq and is a predicted model, not a curated record. The transcript has 6 exons. The coding region runs from base 1 to 1887 and encodes 628 amino acids. NCBI's taxonomy places the organism in Eukaryota, Fungi, Ascomycota, Sordariomycetes, Hypocreales, Nectriaceae. Gene Ontology annotation, biological process: DNA-templated transcription; positive regulation of transcription from RNA polymerase II promoter by galactose.